AUGACAGCCGUUCUUCCUGGACGUCCUAAUUGCCGGCGUCAGGCUCUCGCGACUGGCUGCUGGAAGCAGCAACAUUUCACCGCCUACAUCACAGGAAAUGCCUUUACCAUCCUAAGCGGGCCGCAGAACCUUGUCCAGACUAUUUACGAAAAUGGAGACCAUCCGCUAGAAUCCAUCGCCCUGGACGAGACCUCGGGCCUCAUAGCCGUAUCCACACGAAGUUCUGUACAACUUUACCGGCCCUGUGCUCGUACUUCCAAUGGGUCUCACAAGUGGAUUCCCAGCUCGACGAUCACCCUUAGUGGGGCGCUUCCUUGCCCUAUCUCUCCUUCCCUCUCCUGGGGCGCAUCCAGCGAUCUUCUCGUCGGAACACAUGAGCUGGUGCUAUACUCGGUACGAGGCGAGCCGAGCCGCGUGUGGGUGGCAUCUCUCCCUGGCCCCGUCUCUGUUGCCUCCCUAUCCUACGACUCGACCUACAUUGCCUCCACCGGCUACGGCGACUGCAUUGUCCAAAUCUGGCGACGAUUAGCCUUUGGUUCCGAAGAGACACAUUUCGACCUUUCCUACCUUAUCCAUCCCACCGAGGUUACGGCAGCCCAGUGGCGCAAGCCGUUUCAUCCUGAACAGACCAUCGAAAAUGUACUGUAUACCUUCUGCGCCGAUGGUAUCAUCCGAGUCUGGGCUGGAGCAGACAGCCAGGCCAGUUCCCAGUUGCAUUUGUGCGGCAAGAUAGACAUCGCAUCCUCUAUACAAGAAAGCCCGAAGAGCUCCCGCGUGAUCCGCUGGGCCGGAAUUAUAGACGGAAGGGACUUUUCUUUGGCAGUUGAGAAGGCUGUCCAACUUCAAGGAGAAGACGGGGAAAAACAAAGCCAACCGAUAGAUCACAUCAUAUCGAUCGCCACGAAGAACCCCGAGAUCUGUCUCAUCUUUAAUGGCUCAGGAAUAAUGUCUGCUUGGGCUCUUGAAUACCUUACUCCAGGCGUACAGAAGCAUCCAUCCACCGCGAUAUUUAAUAUCGCAUACGUCAACUCGAGGGAAUUCUCAUUCCCUAAUCUCAGCUUGGGCGCGUCCAGCUCGGACAGUCAUGUGCAAAUGCAUAGCUACUGUGACAGAUCAACUGGCCAGCUAGUCCUACUUUUCCAAAGUCUUGAUGGCAGGAUUGAGGUUUACAAUGCCAGUGUAGUUGAUCUAUUCAGUCCCUCAACAAACCAGCAGCGAUUGUCUCUCUCAGCAGUUUGGUCUGGCCACUCCGCCCCCAUAACCAAAAUGGUUCGAAACUAUAGCGGAAGCGCCGUUGUCUCGAGGACCGCUGGCGGCGAGAGUUUUGUGUGGAAGCAAGAUGCUGGUCGAGCCGGCCCUCACCACUUUAGUCUCCAAGGUACUAUACCUGGGGAGGGCCAUAUUCACCGCAUAUCCGUUCUGAGAAAGGGUCGGUUUGUCAUCUUUCUUCGUCACAAAACCAUAUCUCUCUGGGAUUGUCGGCAACAGACAGCCGAGCUUCUUGACAGCCAGGAGUAUACCAUUUCUGGUAAGCCUUUAUGCCUCUUGAUUCUUCCCCGGCAGCGAGUCGAGGAGAACUUGGUGGCCCAUAUCGCCACGGUGACUUCCGAACAAAAAGGACUGGUCUGGGAGGUUCAGCUUCCACAAUAUUCCUCAUCACCAAGGUCCGAUUCUCAGGCGGCCCGGGUACCCGGCGAUGAACGUGAUGGGAGAGCUCAAUCACCGCUGGGUUCGGUGCGCGAGUUUUGUAGAUUUGACCUGCAUGGUGCAGACGGCCUUGCGUAUGUGCUGCCCGUGGACCCUGCGGGCUCAACCCCGGUCGUCACAGGCUUCCUGGACGUGUUUGCGCGGGAUGUGGCCAUCUCGUAUACAAACUCGGGCAGGGUUGACUUCUGGACGGCAAGGGUUGACAUCAAGAAUAAUAGUGUCGGGUGGCUUUCUACAUCCUCGACAGAGACGGGAAUACCAAACCCCGCCCGAGUGAGCGGCAGCACGCUGAAAAAGGCCGCCUUGGUCAACGAAACCCGGUCUCAGUUCACCAUAUGGGACAUUGGCGGCUAUCGUUUAGAAUAUUCGCAAGACUUCAAAACUGAAAACGUAAUCAAAGACCUUGAUUGGACGUCAACGCCGGACUCCCAGUCGAUCCUUGCUGUCGGCUACCAAUCUCGAGUCGUACUUAUCUCUCAGAUGCGGUUUGACUACCUCAACAAGGGCCCUGCGUGGGCGCCGAUACGGGAGAUCUCUAUACAAGAUUUGACACCCCAUCCUAUUGGAGAUUCAACCUGGCUCGGUGAUGGUCACCUUGUUGUCGGCGCCGGGAAUCAGAUUUUCACAUUCAGUAGGCGCUAUGAUAUGACCACGUCACUCAUCCCGAAACUUAAGUUGCCUCAAGGAAAGGAUGGCACUUGGGACAUGUUUGAGACCGUCCAAAGACUGAACGGACCGUUGCCUGUGUUUCAUCCUCAGUUUUUAAGCCAGUGCAUCUUGUCGGGGAAGUUUACACUUGUGCAAGAUAUACUUGCUUCCUUGCACAAUGCGAUGAAAUACCUUGUUGAGGGCGAGUUUCUUGACAGCUACCUUGAUCUCGAUCUAGCGAAAUUUUAUGGUGCGGCCCAGGACGAAGAAAGCCAGAAACAGGGCGGUUUUGGCAGCUACCUAGGAUCUGGCCGACCAAUGCAAGACUCCGAGGAAUCAUUUUCAGAGGAAACAUCUCAGUCCCUUAAAGAUCAAUUAACGCGAGUCAACGUUGCUCAGUUAUCCGGCCAGGAACAAAUUCAACUCGCAGAUAUCGUAGAAUGUCUAGGAAUGGUCGAAAAGCAUCGCAGGUCUCUCGACGAGAACGGUGCCCGCUUCUUGCUUUUCUUCCGUCAGGCAAUGCUUCGACGUGGCCGUGUCAACGACAUGGCAAUAUCCUGGCGAGAUAUCAACUGGGCGUUUCACUCCAAUAGCCAGGAUAUUCUUGUUGAUUUUGUAUCAAGGCAAUAUCAAGGGGCUCUUCAUUGGGAACACGCAAGGGAAAGCGGCAUGUUUUCAUGGCUGUCAGACGCCAACGCCAUGCGGACUCAAUUUGAGCGGAUCGCACGGAGCGAAUACUCGAAGGGAGAUGCCAAGAAUCCAGUCAACUGUAGUCUAUUUUACCUGGCAUUGAGACAGAAGGGCGUCCUGCGUACCCUGUGGCGGAUCGCAACCUGGCACCCAGAACAACGCGCUACUUAUAAACUCCUAUCAAACGACUUUGAGGAUCCAAAAUGGAAAAUGGUUGCGCUCAAGAAUGCGUACGCCUUGAUGAGCAGACGUCGAUUUGAAUACGCCGCGGCAUUUUUCCUCCUCGGCGAUAGUUUGCAAGAUGCGGUCAAUGUGUGUGUCGAACAACUAGACGAUAUUCAGCUAGCUAUUGCAAUAGCGCGGUUGUAUGAAGGGGAUGAUGGGUUAAUAUUCAGAAGGCUAUUGGAGGAGGAAGUCCUGACCCAUGCUGCUCGGGAAGGCGACCGGUGGCUCGCUUCAUGGGCAUUCUGGAUUCUCGGUAGGAGGGACAUGGCUGUGAGGGCCCUGAUAACUCCAGUUUAUCAUCUUUUGGACACGCCUCGAACACCUGACAUCAAAUCACAAAUCUUCCUCACGGAUGACCCAGCGCUUGUGGUUCUCUACGCUCAGCUGCGACAGCAAACACUACAAACUCUACGGGGAGCUUCCAAGGUCACCCCAGAGGCCGAGUGGCAGUUCGUUCUCCAUAGUGCCAAGAUAUAUGACCGCAUGGGCUGUGACCUUUUGGGCUUGGAUCUUGUCCGCAACUGGGAGUUCCCGCGCCAUCCCGUCGGCGGACUGCCCGAGGUUCAUGGUGAUAUUGCGAAUCCCCUCGCACUCCUCAAGAGACGAAGCUCCGUAGUCAUCGCAGACCUGCCCUUCAGGAGACUCCAUGGGGAGAAGGGACCGCCAGAGGGCGAAAAUGGCGGCACCCGAGCUACGAGUUUGGUUCAACCAACACAAAGACAAGAGCCGGAUAUGAACUCGUUUUUCGACUCAUUCGGCCUGUAA
This is a messenger RNA of Scedosporium apiospermum, 4035 nucleotides long. Its product is annotated as WD repeat domain-containing protein. Lineage: Eukaryota; Fungi; Ascomycota; Sordariomycetes; Microascales; Microascaceae. Gene Ontology annotation, cellular component: RAVE complex. The transcript is spliced from 8 exons. The record is from RefSeq and is a predicted model, not a curated record. Gene Ontology annotation, molecular function: protein binding. Bases 1 to 4035 code for a protein of 1344 amino acids. Gene Ontology annotation, biological process: vacuolar acidification.